AUGGAACUUCUCGGGGGUGGUUACAGCAGCCAUGGCCUUACGACGUCCUCGGGUGUCUCGGCGGAUCAGAUGCACGGGCUGAUGGACCUGCUGGGUGUGGCACAAGAAGAAGAACAAGACGAGCGGAGUAAGCCGCCCUCGCUCCAUCCAGCGGCCAUGCUGGGAGGAAAAGCCAGCCAAGCUGCACCAAACAUGAAGGUUGCAGUCAGACAGCCCAAGAAGAAGGACGUCCAAGCCAUUUGGCAACCCGAUGAGUUCAAGGCCGCUAGUGGUGUGGUGGUCAAGAGCGAUGGAGACGAUCGGGCCAUUCCGAAAUAUGAAAUUCUGCCGCGCCAAAAGCUGGCAGCGUCGGACGCAUAUCUAAAUUUGCAAGAGAUGGAUCCUUCCAGUGACCGAUGUCAAGAGUUGCUGAUCAAGAUUUGGUUGCCAGGGGAGCAGCUGAGAGAUAUUUCUCUGGAUGUCUUGGAAGAUCGGUUGUUGCUACAAGCCACCAAGCACCAACUAAAUGUUGCCCUGCCACAUCGGGCCCCUUGGCGGGGCGGUUGGGUCAGGAAGGAUUCAGGCAAUGCCAAGUGGGACAAGUUGCAAGGCGUUCUCUCAGUGGUCGUUCCCCUGGAUCAGAAGGCUACGCAGGGAGUAUGUGAGCAACCGAGAUCAUGGAUUCUUAGUUAA
This is a messenger RNA of Cladocopium goreaui, 672 nucleotides long. The record is from the annotation of a GenBank genome assembly. NCBI's taxonomy places the organism in Eukaryota, Dinophyceae, Suessiales, Symbiodiniaceae.